ACCAUGAUUUUUUGCAUUCUGCUGUUUGUUUUUAUGGGAUCUGUUGCUGCCGAUAACUCCAGUCUGAGUUACGAGCAGGAACCUGAGAGGUCACAUCGUUUAAUCAUCAACCAACACGAGCCUUUCAAUGCUGAAACUGGAGUAGACGAUUUGAGUAAAACAUUUUUGACACCAUCGGAGAUUUUUUAUGUCCGUAAUCAUGGACCUGUGCCCGCACUGCAAGAACCGGAGCACUUCAACAGUACCUACAUGCUGCAGGUGAAUGGCAUUGUCGAAAGUCCAUUUAACAUCUCCUUGGGCGCUUUACAGAGGUUUCCGGAGAAGGUUUCCAUGAACGCUACCUUAAUGUGCGCGGGAAACCGGAGGACAGAAAUGAGCAAGAUAAAGACAGUUAAGGGUGUGCCGUGGGGACCUGGAGCUAUCGGAAAUGCCGAGUGGACCGGUGUUCCCUUAUGGACACUGCUCUCCAUAGCGAAAGCAGACUUGGACAAUCCGAAUCUGCAUGUGGAAUUUUCGGGAGGUGAUGUGUUUGAGGGUACCACUCACUAUGCUCAAUCUAUUCCCAUGUAUAAAGCAGGAGAUCGUAAAGGUGAUGUAUUAGUGGCAUGGGCGAUGAAUGGUCAGCCGCUGACGUUGGAUCAUGGCUAUCCUCUCCGAGUUGUUGUUCCGGGUUUUAUCGGUGCAAGAAGCGUCAAAUGGCUGAACAGGAUAACGGUUCUGGAUCAUGAAUCUCAAAAUAGAUAUCAACAGAAGGACUACAAACUCUUUUUGCCGAGUGUCACUUGGGAAAAUGUGGAUCCUCUGUGGAAUAUUACGCCGGCACUUACUCAAUUGUCUGUUCAAUCCGCAAUAACGGAACCAGCCGAUAAUUCUACUAUUAUGCACGGCAGUCCGUAUACGAUAAAAGGAUACGCCCAAUCGAAUGGAGCACGAAUUACACGGGUGGAUGUUUCCCUGAACAACGGGAUCACGUGGCAGGCCGCUGACAUUGUCUAUCAAGAAAAAAAAGGUUACGAUAAUCGCUACUGGAGCUGGACUAUCUGGGCAUUGCCGGUGGCGGAAUUCCCAUCACCGUGCGUUAUCGUAUGUCGUGCCUGGGACACUUCUGCUAAUACUCAACCGGAAGCAGCAGCUCAUAUUUGGAAUCUUCGUGGAGUAAUGAAUAAUGCGUGGCAUAGAGUGCAUGUACAUGAUGAUAAACAUGCAUGAAAAGGAGCUUUACAGCAGAUAUUUCGCUAUUAUUCGUCAACGCAAUAUUUGAUAAUGGUUUUAUUUUUCCACAUAAGUAUCGCUAAUGUCGCGGGUAUUAUCCAUAUAUGCUCGUAAUGAUUAUUUAAUUUCUUUGGAUUUGAGAAAAAGUAAAAUUGUACUAUAUUAUGUCCAGAACAUUUUGCCGCCUACAUAUAAUUUACCGUCAAAGAAAGUCCAGUGUGGCGAAAAUGAAUACGGCAUGAGCGACUGAGAAGUGCGAAAUCAUUUGAGAUUCGCUGAGAACUUCAAAUGAAUUGUUUUGAUAUCGGCAGUCUCUGGAAGUGGAGAUACAGCGGGAAAGCACAGCAUCAGUAGUAUGGACACAA
Paramacrobiotus metropolitanus is the source of this 1577-nucleotide messenger RNA. RefSeq names its product sulfite oxidase, mitochondrial-like. The record is from RefSeq and is a predicted model, not a curated record. The coding region runs from base 4 to 1209 and encodes 401 amino acids. NCBI's taxonomy places the organism in Eukaryota, Metazoa, Tardigrada, Eutardigrada, Parachela, Macrobiotidae. Gene Ontology annotation, molecular function: molybdenum ion binding; oxidoreductase activity. The transcript has 9 exons. Gene Ontology annotation, cellular component: mitochondrion.